UACUGUUAGGGUGGAAAUGGAAAGUACAAUCCAUUGAUUGUAUGAAGAUGAUGAUUGUACCCAGGUCGCGAACCGACCGUGGCAAAGUAACGAUUUUUGCCGAUGCAGCAGCGAGGGGUCUAGGUGGGAGCGAGAGUCCGCCUCCCCGAACCCGGCCCGUCCUUCCACGCUUUCCACCAUGUCCCAUAUUGUCCUGUUUUCGGUGGAAAAAAAUGGAAAGUCUGGAGAGAGGAAACGAAGAAGUCGCAUCCUUCGCUCCGUGGCCUUGCCUCUGUCCCCUUAUCAAAAUCGGUACACAUGCUAUAUGAUCAAGAUCUCGUCCACCACGUUGCGGCACCAUAGCUGCUGUGGCGUCCGCAGACACACGCGCGAUAGACAAAAUUGUUGAAUGUGUAAAGUCGGCACACAGUGUGUGUGUGGCUGCUUCGCACUGUGAAUCGCUUGGUUCCGCAGACAUUUCCACGCAGGACGUCCAACUGGCACCAAGAACUGAAACUGGAACUGGUUUCCGCGAUCGUCGAAAGGACAUCCUACCGAAGGAUAAUAUCAGUAGCCGGAAGGAAGUCGCGCAGAGAAGAGUGUCGCGGAGUGGUGAAGUGUGGCCCCCCUUCGUUCAGUGUGCCUGGAAAUCACCAGUUGGAAUGAACUCGAUGUUGGGCUCCUUCCUCACGAAGACCCACUGUCAAGAGGGUGGUGGUUAUUUGAAGAGGGCUAAUCCUGAUCAGCUGCAUGAGAUCUUCAACAAGUAUGCGUCGGUGGAGAGGAACGGCGAGCGGUUCAUGAACGCGGACGACUUCAUCCGUCGUUACCUGAAGCUAUUCGAAGGCAACAACUUCGACGCCAACUCGGUGCGACUGCUCGCCGGCAUCGUCGACACCAACAAGGACAGUUUGAUCUCCUAUGCAGAGUUCCAGGCCUUCGAAGGUCUGCUCUGCUUCCCAGAUGCCCUCUACAAGACGGCGUUCCAGCUGUUCGACACCAACGGAAAUGGAGUGGUUAGUUUCGCUGAGUUCGUGGAGGUGAUGCGAAAGACGGUCCUCCAUGAACGGAUUCCCUUCAACAUGGAAUCGCCCUUCAUCCAGCUGUACUUCGGCAGGAACAAGCAACGUGCCAUCUCGUACAGCGAGUUCAGCCAGUUCUUGCACGACUUCCACGAGGAGUACGCGAUAGAGGGAUUCCGAAAGGCCGACCGCAACGGCACCGGCUUCAUCUCGGUGCUGGACUUCCAGGACAUCAUGAUCAACAUCAAGAGCCACCUGCUGACCAAGCAGGUCCAAUCGCACCUGAUUGAGACUGCAAGUGGCAGCCAGAUUGGUAAUAAGGUGAGCUUUCCCUAUUUCAUCGCGUUCAACUCGCUGCUGAACAACAUGGAGCUCGCCAAAAGGAUCUACCUUAAUGUGACGAACGGACACCGGAACCAGGAGGUCAGCAAGGACGAAUUCAUGCAUUCCGCUCAGGUCAUGUCGCAGAUGACGCCCCUCGAAGUCGACAUUCUGUUUCAGCUCUGCGAUGUCCUUCACCAAUCCGGAUUGUUAUUAACGGAAAAUGGCUUUGAUGGGCGGAUAGUGUACAAUGAUCUCAACGCGAUCGCGCCCGAGCAGUACUUCAAGCAGAUCACAAAUCGGCUGGCGGAAAUCAAGGCUGUUUCAAGCCCGGAGGACCGAGGCGUCGUGAUCCAAGUGCUGGAGAGCGCCUACAGGUUCGCAUUAGGUUCAAUCGCUGGAGCGGUCGGAGCGACUGCAGUUUAUCCAAUUGAUUUGGUGAAGACCAGGAUGCAGAACCAGAGGACCGGCUCGUUCGUGGGGGAACUGAUGUACAGGAAUAGUAUAGAUUGUUUCAAGAAGGUCAUCAGGCACGAGGGCGUCUUUGGAUUGUACAGGGGUCUCGUGCCGCAGCUGCUUGGUGUCGCACCAGAGAAGGCCAUCAAAUUGACGGCUAAUGACUUCAUCAGAGAUAAAUUCUACGAUAAGAACGGGAAUAUCCCGGUGUACGGAGAGAUCUUCGCCGGCGGAUUUGCUGGAGGGUGUCAGGUGAUAUUUACGAAUCCGCUGGAAAUCGUUAAGAUUCGACUCCAGGUGGCAGGAGAGAUUGCGGGUGGCAGCAGGAUGAGAGCGUGGCCUGUGGUCAAAGAUUUGGGGUUGUUCGGGCUGUACAAGGGUGCGAGGGCUUGCCUGAUGCGUGACGUUACAUUCAGCGCAAUCUACUUUCCUCUGUAUGCACACACGAAGGCCUCGAUGGCCGACGAGAACGGAUACAACAGUCCUCUGACGUUACUUCUGUCCGGAGCGAUCGCAGGAGUUCCUGCAGCUUCCCUCGUGACUCCCGCAGAUGUGAUAAAGACUAGGCUGCAGGUUGUAGCCCGACAAGGGCAGACCACGUACACAGGAAUCGCCGAUGCCGCACGCAAGAUCUACAGAGAGGAGGGUCCAAGGGCGUUCUGGAAAGGAGCCACCGCUCGCGUGUUUCGCUCUUCGCCCCAGUUCGGCGUGACCCUCUUCACAUAUGAACUUCUCCAGAGAUAUCUCUACAUUGACUUCGGCGGCACGAGACCAACAGGUUCCGAGCAGAAGGUUCCUGCUGGUCUUGAGGGAGAACAGAAGUCGCGUAGUCCAGACCAUAUCGGAGGCUACUCAGUGGCCUUGCCAAUAUUCAGCGGCAUAGAAACCAAAUUCGGACUGUGUUUACCCAAAUUCAGCAUCCCUUCGUCAUCAACAUCAUCAUCAUCGUCGUCCUCCUCAGACAAGAAGUAAACUUAAUAAUAACAAUAACAACAUUAGCAGCAACGGGAGUAAAAAAAAAAACUAAACAAGACACGGCGUCCUCUCAAAUAGGUUGUAAAUUGUAUACAUAUGAAAAAAAAACAAACUUUGUAAAUAACUUUCUUUUCUGCUCUGCACUUACAUCCACGAUCGUGCGAAUAUUGUUUGAAUUUGUUCUUUUGAGGUGGCUGGAUUAACUGAAACGGAAACACUGAUGCUUGUGAUAACGUGUCUUUUGCGGCGAGAUGAGCCUUAAUAUUAUAUAUGAAUUGUACAGAGAAGA
Nicrophorus vespilloides is the source of this 3042-nucleotide messenger RNA. RefSeq names its product calcium-binding mitochondrial carrier protein Aralar1 (gene aralar1). Gene Ontology annotation, molecular function: calcium ion binding; L-aspartate transmembrane transporter activity; L-glutamate transmembrane transporter activity. The transcript has 12 exons. Lineage: Eukaryota; Metazoa; Arthropoda; Insecta; Coleoptera; Silphidae. The record is from RefSeq and is a predicted model, not a curated record. The coding region runs from base 642 to 2750 and encodes 702 amino acids. Gene Ontology annotation, biological process: malate-aspartate shuttle; L-glutamate transmembrane transport; aspartate transmembrane transport.